AUGCGUUUAUUCAGCACUGACGUGGCCUUCAAAGCAAUCCACCACCGAGGCAGUGUGCUGUAUACACCUAAACAUAAUGGGCGCGUUUCAACUAGUAUGCGCAAGGCUAGUCUGUACAUGUUAGGUACCCCUGUGUCCUCUUUACAUAACACAUCAUCGUGUUCGUUAAAUCAACUGAACGCUCGUAUUGGGGUGAAUCACCAAGUGAAACACAAUACAAAGUACGCACACUUCACUACAAGCACAUAUUUAAGUACGCGUCAUACAACUGACAGCAUCACACCCAUCAAAGACGAUAAAGAAAAAACUAAUACAGUUGAACCUCAGAUACGUGCACAUAAGCCUAGUUUUCUAAAUGUAAUUAGUAACUAUGCACCAGGGGUGUUGGCCUGUGCGGUGGUUAUGCAAAUAGGUACUGGUGUUGCAUCAAACCUGGGUCAGUGUUUGCUCAACAUGCAGGGUAUUACUGGCGCUCCCUCGCCCAUCAGUGCCGUACCUAUAGCCAUAGUAACGGGUAUGAUCAUCGGCAACACAAUCACUCUAUCCACGUACUUGAAGCCUGGUUUAGACUUCACGAAAACCAGGUUGUUGCAAGCAGGAGUGGUUUGUGUAGGUGCGAAAUUGAGUGCUAUGGACUUGCUGACAACAGGGUUACUAGGGCUGCCAUGUGUUGCAGUGACUGUGGGGACAGGCCUGACAUUCAUCCCGUGGUUAGCAAGGCGGGCGGGCCUGACUGACAAGAUGGGGUCGUUGAUUGCGG
Messenger RNA from Sphaeroforma arctica JP610, 760 nucleotides. RefSeq lists its product as hypothetical. Gene Ontology annotation, cellular component: plasma membrane. The annotation marks the transcript as partial. Lineage: Eukaryota; Ichthyosporea; Ichthyophonida. The transcript has a single exon. The record is from RefSeq and is a predicted model, not a curated record.